Messenger RNA from Neltuma alba, 930 nucleotides. RefSeq lists its product as uncharacterized. The coding region runs from base 1 to 930 and encodes 309 amino acids. The record is from RefSeq and is a predicted model, not a curated record. The transcript has 2 exons. NCBI's taxonomy places the organism in Eukaryota, Viridiplantae, Streptophyta, Magnoliopsida, Fabales, Fabaceae.
AUGUCUGAUAAGUCUGGAAAGUUAGAUAAGCACAUGUGGACACCUGAGGAGGAUCAAUUAUUAAUCCAUUCCAUGCUAGCAAUGCAUGAGAAGGGUGAACUUAUGAGUGACAAUGGUCUUAGGCCAGGUGUCAUAAAUAAAUUGAAAGAUAUGCUUCACAAUCUAAUACCUGGAUGUCGUAUUCAAGCACAGCCUCAUAUCCAAUCUAGGAUUAAAAAGCUGAAAACUCACUAUGGUGUAGUGACUGACCUGCUUAAUUUAUCUGGUUUUGGUUGGGACUCUGACAAAAAAUGUGUGACAGCACCCAAAACAGUUUGGGAUGAAUAUAUAAAGGUAAAUAAAAAUGCUGCUAAGUUUAGGCAUACGCCUUUCCUUUAUUUUGAGGAGCUCAAUAUUAUCUAUGGUAAGGAUAGGGCAACUGGAGAUGAGUCUCAACAAUUUGAUGAUGUCGUUGAAGAGCUCAAUAAUCAAAGUGGUUUGGAUUACCACAAUGAUCUUAACAUGAAUAUAUCACAUGAGAACAAUUCGCCCCGAGAAAACAUUCCACCUGAGCACAAUUCAGAUCCAACUGAGCACACUCAAUCUGAUGCAAGUGUUGGGUCAAAAAAGCGAAAGCAAAAUAGUGCUGAUCGUGAUGACUUUCUACUCCAGGGCAUUGAGAAGAUUGCUCAUACAUUUUCUGAUGGCUUGAGGGAGGCAAGUGAGAGACUAGCAAUGCACAUGAACAGGACUGGAUUAUCUGAACGUGAGAAGCGUUUAAAUGACAUGAAGGAUUCUCUUUAUGAUGAUCUUAUGCAAAUUGAAGAACUGUCACAUCAAGAGCGUCUUUCAGCUUAUGUCAAAAUGAUUUCUGAUGAGAGCAUGUUAGUUGGAUUUUACGCCACACCUCAAAGGGGAAAAGCAGAUGUAAUCCGCUUAAUGAUAUCCUAG